Messenger RNA from Colletotrichum siamense, 570 nucleotides. RefSeq lists its product as uncharacterized. Lineage: Eukaryota; Fungi; Ascomycota; Sordariomycetes; Glomerellales; Glomerellaceae. The record is from RefSeq and is a predicted model, not a curated record. Bases 1 to 570 code for a protein of 189 amino acids. The transcript has 3 exons.
AUGCAUUUCUCCACCCUCAAGUUUGCCAUUGCUGUCUUGGCCAUCUGCAGCAACACCGUCUUCGGCCAAACUACUCCGUCCCAAGUCGUCAGCAAUAUCAACAUGCUUACCCAGAAGUCCCAGGCCCUUCAGGCACCUGCCGAGUCAAUCACCAUCGUCAAUGGACCGCUGAUUGUAGCCGGUCAGGGUCCUUUCCCGGAAAUUAUCAGGGGUUUUACUGAUAUCGUCAGUACCGCGACUACUGCCCUUUCGCAGAUGCAGGGCAUGGCCGCCAUUCCGCCUGGCGCCAACUCCGAUGCAAUUAUCGAAGCCUUCCGCGGUUUUGUCCGUGUUCAUCAGGCGCUCCUCGAAAUUCUCAUUGGCAAAGCUGGAUUAUUCAGCACUGUCCCUUUCAUCGGACAACCUAUCGCAGCGGUUCUGCGCCAGAUUGAAGCUAUUGUCGACACGCUGGCUUUUACUCUCAUUGACACCCUGGAAGGUCAGGCCUCAGAGAUUCAAUCUGAGGCCGAUAGCUUGAGCGCGACUAUUGGGGACGCGAUCACUAGCUACCAGGGAGUCACCCUGGACUGA